CGGGAGGGAGCUACAGGCUGGAUCUAAUCGCGAGUUUGACGUUUCAGGAAAGGACUGUCAGUUGUUAGCGACCGGGGACCAUCGGACUGAAGAUGGAGGAGCCCAUGGUGCUGGUUUAUAACACGGAUGGGAAGCUGCAGGUCAACCCAGGGGCCCUGAGGGUGCUGCAGUCUGUCGAGGAUCCGCUGGUUGUGGUGGCCGUGGCUGGUGCCGCUCAUACAGGGAAGUCCUACCUCCUGAACCGCCUCGCGGGAGUCAAGAAGGGAUUCUCACUGGGAUCAACCGUCCAGUCUCACACCAAAGGAAUCUGGAUGUGGUGCAGACCCUUCCCUCAGAAACCGGAGCAACACCUCCUGCUGUUGGACACUGAGGGUCUAGGAGAUGCCGAGAAGGGAGACAGUGACAAUGAUACUUCAAUGAUUUCACUGGUCAUUCUCAUGAGCAGCAUCUUUAUUUACAACUGUCGGGGAAAUAUAGACCAGCAAUCCAUGGCGGACUUACAUUUUGUGACUGAACUGUCCAAACGGAUCCAGGUGAGGUCCCAGCCCAAUGACAGUGACAGUCGGGACUUUGUCCGUUUCUUCCCCGAAUUUGUCUGGCUGAUCCGUGAUCUGAACCUGGAGCUGGAGAUCAAAGGGAAAGAGGUGUCUGCGGAUGAUUACCUGGAGCACUGUCUCCGUCUGAGGGAGGAUGGGAACAGUCAGCAGAACCGGGAAUACAACGAUCUCCGCAGGUGUAUCCGGGAUCAUUUCCCGACGCGUCGCUGCUUUGCAUUUCCCUGUCCGGCUCACAGGAAUAAACUCAAGGGGCUUCAGGAAAUGGAGGACAAAGAUCUGGAUGAGGACUUUGUCAGGGAGCUUCAGAGACUCCAGGAAUACGUUCACACCCACAAGAAAGUCAAGAGAGUUCUCGGGGGUCACCAGAUCACGGGCAGGAGAUUUGCUGAACUGACUGAGACCUAUGUGGGCAUGAUGGCGGACGGGGCCCUACCGUGUGUGGAGAGGAGUGUCGCCAGAUUGAUGGAGGUGGAGAACAAGGCAGCAUUGGAUGAAGCCCUGGUCAUUUACAAACAGAAAAUGAGCCAAAUCUCCCACCGUGGCCUUGAAGAUUUCAGUAAACUCCUCGGGGAUUCUAAUAAGAACUACGAAGAGGCACUGAAAAUCUUCAUGAAAAAAUCCAUCUACGACCCAAGUGAGAAAUACAUCCAAGAGCUGGAGGAGGCCAUGAGUUCCCAUUACAAUUCUCUCAUGGGCAAGAUCGAGGCUGAGUCACGAGAGCGAUGUGAGAAAUCUCUCUCCGAAGCGAUGGGAUCGAUUCAGGCAAAACUGGAUUCUGGACACUACCUGGCAGCUGGUGGGUACCGGGAGCUGGAUUCUGAGCUCAGUGAGGCCGUCAACAAGUACAGAGCUGCAAUCAAGGAUGAAGUGCAGGGGAAUGACGUCCUCGCCCGCUUCCUGGGGAAAAGGAAACUUCUUCUCGGCCAGGUACAGAAGGUGGACAGGAAGCUGACUGAGGCAAAGCACGCUUUGGAAAAGGAGCUCUCGAAGGUGAAGGAGGAGGUGGAGAAGAGGGAGCGGGACAGGAAGGCGGCCGAGAAACGCAGGAACACGGAGCUCCAGGAGCAGCUGAGGAAGAAGUUUGAGGAGGGCAAGAAGUUCAGCCUGGAGGAGCUGAAGGAAGCCAUGGAGAAAGCAAAGAGAGAGGUGGAGAAGUACUUGAACGAGGGCAGGAAGGACGAUGCGAAAAGGACUCAGGAGACGUUCAACUACCUGAAGCUGAACUAUGAAAAGGAGGAAAAUUGGAGUUUCAAAACCAAACUGCAAGUCGCGGCUCAUGUUAUAUUGGGUGGAGUGCUGGGUGGGAUGGCUAUUGGGAUGGCCGGUGGGGUGGUGGGUGUGAUUGUCGGUGGGGUGUUGGGUGGGAUUUUCAGUUUAAGGGGGUAG
Messenger RNA from Pristis pectinata (smalltooth sawfish), 1943 nucleotides. Its product is annotated as guanylate-binding protein 2-like. The record is from RefSeq and is a predicted model, not a curated record. Bases 93 to 1943 code for a protein of 616 amino acids. Gene Ontology annotation, molecular function: GTPase activity; GTP binding. NCBI's taxonomy places the organism in Eukaryota, Metazoa, Chordata, Chondrichthyes, Rhinopristiformes, Pristidae. The transcript is spliced from 10 exons.